GGCAAUACUGGAGACCUGGGACCGGAAGGACCUACGGGAGGCAUUGGUGAGACGGGUCAGCCGGGGAUCCAGGGACCAGUUGGACCGAAAGGCGACAAAGGAGACAUCGGGCUGGGCCAGAAGGGCGACAAGGGUGACAUCGGGCCCCGGGGAGACAUCGGGCCGAAGGGGGACUAUGGCGGACCCCCAGGGGAGAAAGGAGACAAGGGAGCCGAGGGCAGCAAGGGAGAACAGGGGGUACAAGGGGAACAGGGGGCCCUGGGGCUAAAGGGUGACGCCAUCAAGGGGGAUAAAGGGGACAUGGGGGUACAAGGAAUAACUGGACUCAAAGGGGACAUCGGUCCUAAAGGCGACAGGGGUGACAACGGGACGAGUAUCGUAGGACAGAAAGGAGAUACAGGGGGGAAGGGUGACAAGGGUGACACGGGAGACAUUGGAGUAAAGGGUGACAAAGGUGCGGUCGGCGACAGGGGUGUUACAGGCGACAGGGGUGACAAGGGAGACAUGGGGGAGAAGGGGGUGACUGGAACAGCCGGGUUAGAUGGAGAGAAGGGAGACAAGGGUGACACGGGAGUGCAGGGGGAGUCUGGAAUAGCUGGGCCGCAAGGAAUCAAGGGAGAAGUGGGUCCCAAGGGGGAGAUAGGAGAAAAGGGUGCGACUGGGGCUGGUGAGAAGGGUAUGAAAGGGGAUACAGGUGUCAAGGGAGAUGCGGGGAUAACUGGCGCUAAAGGAGAAAUAGGUGAAAAGGGAGAUAUUGGCGCUAAGGGAGAUGUUGGGGAGAAGGGAGAGACAGGGGUGAAGGGAGACCUUGGCGUACCAGGGGUUAAUGGUACAGACGGUGCUAAAGGUGAACAAGGCGAUAAGGGUGACGUGGGGAUCACAGGAGACAAGGGUGACACGGGGUACAAGGUGUGA
Molecule: messenger RNA, 915 nt
Organism: Branchiostoma floridae (Florida lancelet)
Lineage: Eukaryota; Metazoa; Chordata; Leptocardii; Amphioxiformes; Branchiostomatidae
Product: macrophage receptor MARCO-like
Exons: 1
Coding region: 301-915 (204 amino acids)
Source: RefSeq, a predicted model, not a curated record